Molecule: messenger RNA, 1338 nt
Organism: Salvia miltiorrhiza (redroot sage)
Lineage: Eukaryota; Viridiplantae; Streptophyta; Magnoliopsida; Lamiales; Lamiaceae
Exons: 4
Coding region: 178-1185 (335 amino acids)
Molecular function (GO): calcium ion binding
Source: RefSeq, a predicted model, not a curated record
AAUUUCUUUUGUAUAUAUAUUCGUCCAUCUUCUAAUUGCAAAUUGAAUUUUCCAUAUUAACUUCAAGUACGCGCCACGCGGUUUUGUUUUUCUUUCUGUUUCUCUCUCUCACUCCAUUUCUCUUGAAAGAUUCAACACUCUGUCUUUCUCACACUAGACCUUACCAAAUUCCAAGCAAUGGCGGAAACAGGACUGACGAUCUUCGACGGAUCUCAGCUCUCAGAUGCCGAUGUUUCAUUGCCUCCUCCACCUCCAGAUACCGCGAUCACCGGCGCAGAGGUCCUGGAGCUGGCUGAAACUAGGGCCUCCCUCUCCCUUCUCGGUUUCGUAUUGCCGGAAACUCUCAAGUGUUCUGCUCUUCGGCGGAUCGGCGUCUCUGAUACCUUAGGAUUCCGUUCUAAGAAGCUCGAUUACUCCGAUGCCUGCACAAGUCUUCGAAAUUAUAUUUCGGCCAUUGCCGAUGAACUAAAAGAUGAUCCUAUUGCUGUGACAAUAUUGGAUGGCGGAUCUCUUAAUAUGUUCUUGGAAGAUGAAGACGAUUUUGCAAUGCUAGCAGAGAAUCUUUUCACUGAUUUAGACGUAGAAGAUAGAGGAAAAAUCAGUAAGGAUGAGAUACAGAGUGCUCUGGCUCAUAUGGGCAUCGAAUCUGGGGUUCCUCCAGUAUCAGAAUAUCCACAAUUGAAUGAUAUCUUCAAGAAACAUGGAGCAGCUGGAAAAGAAGAGCUGGGACAGGCACAAUUUGCUCAACUACUGCAACCUGUGCUGCAAGAACUAGCUGAUAGUCUUGUAAUGAAGCCUGUCGUUGUUGUUCUAAGGAACAUAAAAUUGGCGAAUGGCUCUAAGCUUAAAAAGCUUCUGGCCAAGGAGAGGCUGCCUGAUGAUGCUGUUGAGAAGAUAAUGGAGGAAAAGUAUGAGCGCAACGGUGACCAGUCAUGUGCCACGAAAAUCAAAUUUUACCUCGAGAAACAUGGGGAUGAUUUUGGUUUACCACCUUCGCAACUGCCUGAAAUGGCGGUUCUCUUGGAUGAAAUAUUUACUGAGGUAGACAGUGAGAAUGGUGCAGCUGAAUCAGACAGAGACAGUUUAAUGGUGUUCCGCAAGAAGAUCCUUGAGAAAAUUGCUGAGAAACUUGAAGCCAGUCCGAUUCUUUAUGAUCUUCAGGUCUCACAACUAGAGGAAGCUUGAUUUAUACUUAAGCUGAAUGCACUUGAUGGUUUUGUCCUAAAUUUUCAUCCCAUUAUAUAUAUACACAAUAUGAUAUACUGCAUUCUUAAUCCAUGUGCUAUAUAGAAAUUACCUAUCAGUGUUUAUUUAGUUUUAUAUAACUUUCAGUCUGAA